CGAGGCUCCACCCUGCACUAGUGCAUAAGCGAUGUAUUACAAAGGCUUUGGUUUUAGGAGUAGGCAACUUUCCUUGUAACCAAUCCAUAUCGAUCUCUGUGAGCAGGUGCUGGAAUUGUUCAAGAUGGAUCCAGCCAAUCUCGACACUACAAUGGGUGCAAUGUACAUAGGUGUAACUUGUGCGGGAAUACUUUACGGAGUGUCUUGCGUCCAAAUGUGGCUUUACUACGCUAAUUACGAUGACGUAUGGCUCCUGAAAUCGUUGGUAGCGGCUGUAUUUUUGUGCGACUCUAUGAACCAGGCUUUCAUAAUCCAUAUGCUAUACAAGUACCUUGUGAUGAACUUCGAGAAUCCUUUGGAACUUGGCAGCCUCGUCUGGAGCCUCAUCAUCGAAGUGCUGUUCAAUAGCCUUGUGGGUCUUCUCGUGCAAAGCUUCUUCACAUAUCGCAUCUACCGACUAAGCGGGAAGAACGUGUAUUUAACGUGUCUAGUGGCUGCACUAGUUCUAGCGGAAUUUGGGCUUUCACUUGCCUUCACGGUCGAAGGGAUGAAAAUGUCCACAUUCACAGAACUGCUGUCCUUGAGGAAUCUGUCCAGGUCCGUCAACGCAUUAGCUGCCGUUGGGAACGUAUCAAUCGCAAUAUCAAUGGUGGUUUUGCUCCGUAACACCAAGACGGGGCUCCGCAGACCAGAUAGUAUCGUUAAUAGGCUUAUCAUCUUCUCUCUGAACACAGGGAUACUCACGAGUCUAUGUGCAAUAUUUUCAUUGAUUACGAUUUCGGCGUUUCCUGGCACUCUCAUUUAUUCGGCGUUUUUCUUCGUUCUGGGUCGCGUCUAUGCAAACUCUUUUAUGGUCGCCCUCAAUGUUCGUCGUCGACUACAAAAGGCAGACGUUGAAGAAGCUUAUCCUAUAGAUUCUACGCAUCUGACCUACAUUUUUGAUCAUAGUACAAAACACGAUUGUACGUCGGAGAUCAUCUCGCGUCACCAAUGAGGUCUGGCUCUCGACGUUCCGGUAGAACUCAAUACUGAGCAUUGUUUGAUUGCAAAUGGUGCCCAAAGGGACGCUUCAGUACAAGAUACGUAUGUGACGACGACAAUGAUCCGCGAACCAUUUGCCACGGUAUUUUUACUCCAAUAGACUUCUUGAGGGUACUGGUGUAUUUGUAUUAUUACGUACGUAAGCCCUUGUGGGUCUGACAGUUUGUAAAAUAACCCUUGAGAGAAUAUGCCUCACUGUCUUU
Fomitiporia mediterranea MF3/22 is the source of this 1244-nucleotide messenger RNA. RefSeq lists its product as uncharacterized. The transcript has 23 exons. The record is from RefSeq and is a predicted model, not a curated record. The coding region runs from base 125 to 994 and encodes 289 amino acids. NCBI's taxonomy places the organism in Eukaryota, Fungi, Basidiomycota, Agaricomycetes, Hymenochaetales, Hymenochaetaceae.